Messenger RNA from Arachis duranensis, 1988 nucleotides. Its product is annotated as sugar transport protein 14. Gene Ontology annotation, cellular component: membrane. NCBI's taxonomy places the organism in Eukaryota, Viridiplantae, Streptophyta, Magnoliopsida, Fabales, Fabaceae. The record is from RefSeq and is a predicted model, not a curated record. The coding region runs from base 201 to 1736 and encodes 511 amino acids. Gene Ontology annotation, molecular function: monosaccharide transmembrane transporter activity. Gene Ontology annotation, biological process: monosaccharide transmembrane transport. The transcript is spliced from 3 exons.
AACUGGCUUUUCCAAUUUUUCGUCUUUCUUACCAGUUUUUAGUUUAAAAAACUGAGAUAUGGAUAUUUUAACAGAAGCAGCGUUGACUCAGAAACAUUUAUAAAAACCUUUGAACUGACUAUCAAUUUUUCAUUCUACUCUGCUAGUUGGUCUUUGAGAACAAAAGAGUGUCUAUCACAAUCACUUUUUCACAGAGGAAAAUGGUAGGAGGAGUGGUAGAAGGAGGGCAUACCAAAAGGGCUCAUCUUUAUGAGCACAGAUUCACUCAUUAUUUUGCCUUCACUUGUGUUGUUGGAGCCCUUGGUGGCUCGCUUUUUGGCUAUGAUCUUGGGGUUUCAGGUGGGGUGACAUCAAUGGACGAUUUCCUGAUCAAAUUCUUCCCAGACGUGUACAAAAGAAAGCACAUGCACCAGAAAGAGACAGACUACUGCAAAUAUGACAACCAAGUGCUGACACUCUUCACAUCAUCGCUCUAUUUCUCAGCACUUGUAAUGACAUUCUUUGCUUCUUACUUGACAAGAAAAAAAGGCAGAAAGGCAAGUAUCAUUGUGGGAGCCCUUAGCUUCUUGGCUGGAGCAAUACUCAAUGCAGCUGCACAGAACAUUGCAAUGCUCAUCAUUGGCAGGGUCCUUCUUGGAGGAGGCAUUGGUUUUGGCAACCAAGCUGUACCCUUGUAUCUUUCUGAAAUGGCUCCGGCAAGGAAUCGAGGAGCAGUCAACCAACUCUUUCAGUUCACAACCUGUUUUGGAAUUUUGGUUGCAAACCUCAUCAACUAUUUUACUGACAAAAUACAUCCCCAUGGAUGGAGAAUCUCGCUUGGCUUGGCGGCUAUUCCGGCACUUCUUAUGCUUGUUGGAGGUAUUUUCUGUGCCGAGACACCUAACAGUCUUGUAGAACAAGGAAGGUUCGACGAGGCAAGAAAAGUAUUGGAGAAAGUAAGAGGGACUAAGAAUGUUGAUGCCGAAUAUCAAGAUCUUGUUGAAGCCAGUGAAGAAGCACAGGCUGUCACUAGCCCCUUUAGGACACUCCUGAAGAGGAAGUACAGACCCCAACUUGUGAUAGGAGCCUUGGGGAUUCCGGCAUUCCAGCAGCUAACUGGAAAUAACUCCAUUCUCUUUUAUGCUCCUGUCAUUUUCCAGAGUAUUGGGUUUGGUUCUAAUGCGUCUCUGUUUUCAUCUUUUAUCACCAAUGGAGCUCUCCUCGUCGCCACAGUCAUCUCGAUGUUUUUAGUCGACAAGUUUGGUAGAAGGAAGUUCUUUCUGGAAGCUGGUUUUGAAAUGAUAUGCUGUAUGAUUGCUACUGCUGUAGCCUUGGCUCUGGAUUUUGGAGAUGGCAAAGAACUUUCCAAAAGCGUCAGUUACUUUCUUGUUAUUGUGAUAUUUUUGUUUGUGUUGGCUUAUGGAAGAUCUUGGGGUCCACUAGGAUGGUUGGUUCCUAGUGAGCUCUUUCCAUUGGAGAUAAGAUCAGCAGCACAGAGUAUAGUAGUGUGUGUCAACAUGAUCUUUACUGCACUUGUAGCACAGUUGUUCCUCAUGUCACUUUGCCACCUCAAAUAUGGGAUUUUCUUACUGUUUGCUGGCUUAAUUAUCUUUAUGAGUAUGUUUAUCUUCUUCCUCUUACCGGAAACAAAGCAAGUUCCAAUUGAGGAAAUUUAUCUCCUCUUUGAAAACCACUGGUUCUGGAAGAAGAUUGUAGGACAAAGAAACCAACACCAUGGGAAGACAAUUGCUGUUUAAGAGCCUCAAUGAAGUUAUGCAUGUUUAUAAGUCAGACAUGGUUAAGGUAAAAGCUAUACAAGAGAAUAAUUGUUACCUAAACCAUGUUUUGGAGCUUUCCAAACGGCAAACCAAACAUACAGUAAUUAGAAUGAUCAAGUCUAGCUUUGUUAUUUUUGGUUAAUAGUUAUUGUUCUAUGCUUAAAUGAUCAAAUAUGGAUUAUAUGCUAUAAAUUUCUCUUGAAUAUAAUUAUCUAAAUGCUUUAUCAUAAA